Messenger RNA from Cynoglossus semilaevis (tongue sole), 2491 nucleotides. It is a transcript of the gene stra6l, whose product is annotated as STRA6-like. The transcript is spliced from 18 exons. Gene Ontology annotation, biological process: vitamin A import into cell. Bases 220 to 2169 code for a protein of 649 amino acids. The record is from RefSeq and is a predicted model, not a curated record. Gene Ontology annotation, cellular component: plasma membrane. Gene Ontology annotation, molecular function: retinol transmembrane transporter activity; signaling receptor activity. Lineage: Eukaryota; Metazoa; Chordata; Actinopteri; Pleuronectiformes; Cynoglossidae.
GAGUCUGUUGUUUACAAUUCCUUUACUGAGUAACGCCGUGUUCAGUAUGGUUCCUGUGUGUGUGUUGGUGUGAAACUUCUGGUAAUAAAGAGGAGCGAGAGGAAAAAAAGAGGACACAGCUGUGGACAUUCGUGAGUCACAACCAGGAAAUAACGAAGCGUUAAUCCGCCGACACUUUCUAAUCUACAAACGAGGCGUUCAGUGAACUGACUGGUCAAAAUGAACGGAAGCCAAGAACUGGAGAUGUCCACAGUUCUGGAGUGUCAAAGUAAAAUUCCUGUGGAUCUCUUCUUGCAUGUCUCUCUAAUCCCAGCAGUGCUAAUUGUAAGCGUGCUGUCGUUUCUACAAAUAAGAGAACAGCCGCUGGCCAUAGACCACCAUCUGCCCUUCCUACGGGGACGUUUUGCGAUCGUGGUGCCUAUGGACAUGAUAUCCAGCCUCAGUAACCGUUGGUCCUAUGGAUUUGCCUUUGGUGCUGUGUCCAGCAACGUCCUCCUGCUCUUUUCUGAACGUUACGUCCCUUUUACUGUCCCACCCUGGGCUCGAGCUAUAGUUUACCUGAUUGGAGCUUUGGAAAUUGGCCUGGUUUACUUCCCAUUCUUUGCCUGUUUGUCCACUCCUUUUCGUGGACCGGGUGCUGUGCUGGGGAUCGUCUACUCUUUGGCCUGGAUCAUUGUGAUAGUGUGGGACACAUUCACCUGUCCUCAUGGAGAGAUAUUUGGCCGAUAUGAGAAGAUAAUUGUCCAGUGGCCCUGCCUCUUCUCCCUCAUCUUCCUCUUGGGUCGAUUUGUCUACAUUUUAGUUAAGGACAUAAGAAUACGCCUGUGGAAGGAACAAGAGGAGCUUGAAGACCUGAACAAGCACCCCAACAUGCAGCAUGUCAAGAGACUGCUGAGGAAAACACCAGUGGACAGUCAGCAGCUCAGCUGGUUCCAGAGGCGAGUGUAUUUGUGGGAUCCUUACUUCAAGUUCCCCAACAGGAUCAUCGGCACUGCUAUUUUAUCCAUCAUUGGCCUAUAUAUAAUGACUCUAGCAGACUACAUUCUCUCAACAGCAAUUUUUGACCAAGCGGAGAUGUGGAAGAACCAGCUCGAGCAUCUGGUUAUGUGUAAUGAAACUCGAGCACUGGAGGCCCUGAUACCAAAACUGGAGGAAUUUAUUGAUGUUGCUAGAAAAUGCUGGCUGGCCACCACAAUUUUUGCCAGUCUUAAUUCUGUUGCCUACACUUUCCACAUCUUAGCAUGUUACAGGAAACACCUAAGAAGACUGUGGAAAGGACAAAAGCGUUUUAUUCCUGAGAAGUUUCACAAACCAAGAGCUGCAACUAGCGUCGCGUCCAUUGCUAGAUAUUCUGGUUGGCAAAUAGCAUUUACACUUUGGGGAUAUCUGAUUGUCCACUUUGUCCACUUCCUGUUUGCCCUUCUCUUUGUCUACGUGCUUGUGCUUCCCAUACAGCACGACAAAGUACUGCAGAUGCUCUCAAGCCUGGGACUCAUUCUGCUGACCAUUGGUCUGGUCGUCGGUCUAGUGAUUGUCCAAAUAGUUCUGGUCCAGAUCUUCUUUCUUCAAGACAAAAUGUCUCCCACAGAUAAAGAAAAACCCCUAGCUCUCAACAACAGGAAGGCAUUCCACUGUUUCAACUACUUCUUCUUUUUCUACAACGUGGUGAUGGGCUUCAGUAACUGUAUCAUGAGGCUGCUGUGCAGUCUCAUUGUGGGAACAUGGCUGGUUUCCAGGAUAGAUCGUACCAUCAUGCAGAGAGGAUAUGAAGGCAUGGAUGCUGGCUACAGUACUUGGAUUGGGAUGAUUUUUGCAGACCACUAUCAUAACAAUCCAGUUAUGGUGUGUUUCUGCCACCUGCUGGUGACCAACAAGCUGGAGAGACUCACAGUGUCUGCUUACUCUACAUUUGACAACAUGCCCUCAGAAUGCCCUGUUUAUAGCAAGACGAGGAGGCGCUGGAUGUUGUUUUAUACUUUGCUGAAAAACCCCCAUCUGAUACCAUUCAGAAAGCACCAUCUCUCCUCUUCUUCUUUGUUACAAAUGUCCUCAUCUCCUCAGUCAGAUAUGGUGGUUCGGGCCUGGUUCAUGGCCUCACAGACACAAAGGGGUCAAGCAAUGUCACAGAUGUCACCUGAGGACACAGUCACGCCAGAAGAAAACAGUUGAAAACAGAUUGAAAAACCCGCAUCUUAGUGCCUUCAGAUGACUAGUAACAGUCAUUGUGAAUAAUAAAGUUAUAAGUGGAAUCACACACCAAUUGCAAGAACCUAACAGAUUUAUUAUUGAACACUUGUUUUAAAUUUCUUGUCAGCUCUCACAGUAUAGUCAUUUGCCACAAAGGACAUGUUGUAUUUGAAAUGGUUUACCUUUUGUAAAUAGAUGUGAAUUUAAUGUGUAAAUAUGAUUGUACUUUUUAUGUGUUUUUGUGCAACUGAUCAAACGUUGGCUAUGGUAAUAUUUUGUUAAAAUAAUUAAAACUCAAAAGAUU